AUGAAUUUGAAAGGAUUGGAAUUGCCUGAUAUUCCGAACUUCACAGGUCCAAUUCCAAAUGUAACUGUUCCUUUGGGAAGAGAAGCGGUACUUGAAUGUGGAAUAGAUAAUUUGUCAGCUUUCAAGGUUGCUUGGCUAAGGGUAGAUACGCAAACGAUUCUCACUAUUCACAGUCAUGUAAUCACGAAGAAUCAUCGCAUUGCGGUCACUCAUACGGAACAUCGAAAUUGGUAUUUGCACAUUCGAGAUAUCAAGGAAACUGACAUGGGUUGGUACAUGUGUCAGAUCAACACCGAUCCCAUGAAAAGCCAAAUGGGAUUCCUGAAUGUCGUCGUUCCGCCGGACAUCUUAGAUUAUCCAACCAGUAACGACCUAUUUGUGAGAGAAGGUUUAAAUGUUACUCUCCAGUGUGCAGCGACUGGCUCACCAAUACCCAAUAUAUCUUGGAGAAGAGAAGGUGGAGAAGCUAUAACAUUAAGUAACGGUGAAGAAGGUUUCGGCCCAGUCCUGGAAGGCGUCGAGGUGUUUUUGGAGGGUGAGAACGAUGUAGUUCAGGUUUCGGUUUGA
Molecule: messenger RNA, 567 nt
Organism: Dendroctonus ponderosae (mountain pine beetle)
Lineage: Eukaryota; Metazoa; Arthropoda; Insecta; Coleoptera; Curculionidae
Product: neuronal growth regulator 1
Exons: 5
Coding region: 1-567 (188 amino acids)
Cellular component (GO): neuron projection
Source: RefSeq, a predicted model, not a curated record